GAAAGAAAGAGAGAGAAAGAGGCCGGCAAAGCGGUUAAAGAUAGACAUACGUACGGAUAAUCUUGUCUUCGCCAAUUUGGCUGUGCCUCAUUGUUUUGGGGGAGAAGAAGGUUUGAUUUAAGGUUUCUGUGGAUGGAGAUAAACCCAUCUUCUUCUCCAUCCUCAACAAACCCCUCAAUAAUACUAUAGCAGUAGGAGUAGAAAAACCCAUCAAAAAUUUGUUUGCUUUUAAAAUAAUGUCAUCUUUCUCUCUUGUCUCUCCUCCAACCAUCCCUCAUCCUCACAUCAUAACCAGACAUCCACCAACUCCUUCUUCUCCUAUUUUCUCUCUUUAUCGCAACCCUUUAUCUCUACAUGCCCACAACACCACACCAACCAAUCUUUCUUCUCCUCAUGGACCAAUACAGACCUCUAAACUUGAUACUGUGGCCAAAACCUCACGUGGGUCUUUUAGGAUUUCUUCUCUUUCCAACAUUGAAAGAGAAUUAGGGACUGGAAGCCAAGAUGACGAAGAAGAGGAAAUAGAGGGCGUAAGUCCAACUUCUGUUUUGCCUGACAGAUGGGAUGUUUUGGGUCUUGGUCAAGCUAUGGUGGAUUUCUCUGGCACUGUUGAUGAUGAAUUUUUGAAAAGAUUAGGAUUAGAGAAGGGAACAAGGAAGGUUGUGAACCAUGAGGAGAGGGGUAGAGUUUUGCGGGCCAUGGACGGUUGCAGCUACAAGGCAGCUGCUGGUGGAUCUCUUUCAAACAGCCUGGUAGCCCUGGCAAGGCUUGGUUGUAAAUCCGUAGGAGGCCCUGCCCUAAAUGUAGCCAUGGCAGGCAGUGUAGGGAGUGAUCCAUUGGGAGGCUUCUACAGAUCAAAAUUACAGAGGGCAAAUGUGAAUUUUCUCUCUGAACCUGUGAAAGAUGGGACAACAGGAACAGUGAUAGUUCUCACAACCCCUGAUGCACAGCGAACCAUGCUCGCAUAUCAGGGUACAUCUUCAACUGUUAACUAUGAUCCAUGCUUGGCCAGCAUAAUUUCCAAGACGAAGAUACUGGUAGUUGAAGGCUAUUUAUUUGAACUUCCUGAUACAAUUAAAACAAUUUCAAAAGCAUGUGAAGAAGCACGCAGGAGUGGUGCGCUGGUUGCAAUUACAGCAUCAGAUGUGUCCUGCAUUGAAAGACACUAUGAUGAUUUCUGGGAAAUUGCUGGAAACUGUGCCGAUGUUGUGUUUGCAAACAGUGAUGAAGCAAGAGCUUUAUGUAAUAUCACUGCAAAGGAUAGCUCAAUUUCAGCUACAAGGUAUCUUAGUCAUUUUGUACCCUUGGUCUCGGUCACUGAUGGGCAGAGAGGAUCCUAUAUUGGUGUAAAAGGAGAAGCUGUAUAUAUCCCUCCUUCACCAUGUGCACCUGUCGACACUUGUGGUGCUGGGGAUGCAUAUGCAUCUGGCAUUUUGUAUGGUAUCCUACGGGGUGUGUCUGAUUUGAGAGCAAUGGGUACAUUAGCAGCUCGAGUUGCAGCCACGGUUGUUGGACAACAAGGAACCCGGCUUAAAGUUCAGGAUGCUGUUGAGCUAGUGGAGUCGUUUGCAUUGCAUUUUGAGCACUCUGCAAUUGGCUCAGAUAUCGGUUCUGACCAUAUUUCCAGCUUGUAACAUGCCCCGCCGGUGGUUAUGCUACCUCUCAAUUCUUUUACUUUACUGCACUCCUUUGUGCUUAGCCUUGACCUGUACAUUAUAACAUUAAUAUGCAUUGGUUAUACUGGCAGUAAAUUUGCUAAAGGCAUUCAUUUUAA
Molecule: messenger RNA, 1774 nt
Organism: Populus nigra (black poplar)
Lineage: Eukaryota; Viridiplantae; Streptophyta; Magnoliopsida; Malpighiales; Salicaceae
Exons: 5
Coding region: 237-1634 (465 amino acids)
Molecular function (GO): kinase activity
Source: RefSeq, a predicted model, not a curated record